AUGACUGCUAUCGAACAGCUCCUGGAGCUAUCCCUCAGCGACGCUCCCAAUGCUCAGUCCACUCCCUCUCCUGCUCCAUCCAAGACCCCUGUCAAUGGCUCUGCCUCGGAAACGAAAGGCUCUCUUCUUUUGGCCUGGCAGGUCAGAGACAAACACUGUUUGGUGAUCGGUUCUGGAGAAGUCGCCUUGAGCAGAAUCCUCCAUCUCAUCCGUGCACAAGCCAAGAUCACGGUUGUGGCUGGCUCCAGAGAUAUUCAUCCUGAAAUCGUCGCUUUGCAUGAAAAGAGACAGCUUUUCAAGCUCAUUCGUCGUGAGUACCAGACGCCAGACUUGACCAUCUACGAGAACAUCCACCACACCAUUGCCGAUAUUGAUACGAUUGGACCCGAAAACUACGCUCAGAUCGACCACCAGGUCAAGAACGAGACGUUUGCCAUCGUUUGCUGCUGCAUCGAUGACUACGAGUUGUCCACCAAUAUCUACUACCAGUGCAAGUACUUGCGAUUGCCAGUCAACAUCGCCGAUAAACCACCCAUGUGUGACUUCUACUUCGGGUCGAUGUUCAACCAAGAAAACCUCCAGAUCAUGAUCUCCACCAACGGAAAGUCGCCACGGUUGUCCAAAUUGAUCAAGGAUAACAUCGCCAAAGAGUUCGAGGGCAUCGACUUGAACCAUGCAGUGGAGAACUUGGGGCUCAUCCGGUCCAGACUCCGCGAAACCAUCGUGAUAGACGAUGAUUUGGUGAGCAUCGACACCAGAAUGAACUGGAUCAAGACCUUGACGGAUUUCUUCAGUUUGAAGCAGUGGAGCGAAGUCGAUUUGAUUCCCGCCAGCUCGGCUCCGCCCUACGACAACAGGUUCAGAUACGUGGACAAUAUCAUCAAGUACUUCCCAGACUUCCCACCCAAAGACUACGACGAGUUCGUCAAGGUAGUGUGUGAGAAGUAG
Molecule: messenger RNA, 948 nt
Organism: Suhomyces tanzawaensis NRRL Y-17324
Lineage: Eukaryota; Fungi; Ascomycota; Pichiomycetes; Serinales; Debaryomycetaceae
Gene: MET8
Product: bifunctional precorrin-2 dehydrogenase/sirohydrochlorin ferrochelatase
Exons: 1
Coding region: 1-948 (315 amino acids)
Biological process (GO): siroheme biosynthetic process
Molecular function (GO): protoporphyrin ferrochelatase activity; precorrin-2 dehydrogenase activity
Source: RefSeq, a predicted model, not a curated record